GUCCAUACCGAUCCCCUGUGACCCUACCAAGCAUUUUUGCAUACUGGCACAAAAGGCACUAAGAGGCAGUUGGCAAAGUAGUGUGCAUGGGUUUUCCUUUUUUUUUUAAUACAUUAAUUUGUAUCAUACUGUGGUAAUUGUAAUUUUUAAUGCGUAUAAUUUGUGGAUUUUUUUUUUUUUUUUGCAAUUAGUUGACGGAGAGGUUGCAGAGGAUCACAAAUCCAAUAACAAUGUGGAUGUUCAAGUUGUAGAAAUAGGAGAAAACCACUACCCAAUUUUAACAGCAGAGGAAAAGGAAAAUCGAGAUUACCUGAAAUCUCUAUUUGAAAUCUUGAUAAUAAUGGGAAAGCAGAAUAUACCUUUGGAAUGCCAAAGUGCUGAAGUACCUCCAGGAAUUUUCACUCCUGACAACUUCCAAGCUCUCCUGGAAUGUAGAAUUAAUUCUGGGGAUGAGGUCCUGAGGAAACGUUUUGAGAUGACUGCAGUGAAUUUGGAAUACUGUUCUCAAAAGCAGCAGAAACAGAUGAUGGAAAUCUGUGAAAGCUGCAUAAGAGAAGAAGUUCUCCGAGAGGUUCGAGAUGCCCGUUUCUUCUCCAUACUUACAGAUGAUGCAGUCCUUUUUGCAAGUGGAGAACAUUUACCUGUAUUUGUUCGCUUUGUAGAUGAUGCAAACAAUCUCAGAGAAGAAUUUCUAGGAUUCCUGAGUUGUGAAGCUGAAGCAGAGCUAUUCGCUGCCAAUUUUCUCACCACCAUCACAGAAAAAUGGGGUCUGAGUAUGGAAUACUGCCGUGGGCAAACUUACAUCACAUCAGGUGGAGUUUCUACCAAAAUGAAAUGUGUAGCAUCACAAUUGUUAGAAAAAUACCCACAAGCUAUUUAUACUCUGGCAUCUUCAUGUGCCCUAAAUAUAUGGUUGGCAAAAUCGACACCUGUAACUGGAGUGUCUGUUGUUUUGGGUACACUGGAAGAUCUAUAUUUAUUUUUUAAGAAAAACCCAAUUUUGCAGGAAGAGCUAGACUAUACGAUAAGUGUACUGUUUCUUGAAAAUGAGGAAAAGGGAGCAGAACUUAAGGAAGUAGUCAGAUCAGAGUGGAUAAGCAGGCAUGACACUUUUGAGAUUAUGGUGAGCCUUCUUGAGUCAUUUAUUCUCUGUCUAGACAAAAUUGACUGUGAUGCCUCUUUUAGAUGUAAUGCAGGGAUAAUCAGCCAUGCAUUUGUCCUCUCAAGUGCCUUGAGUGACUUUGACUUCAUUGUUACUAUAGUCAUCUUAAAAAAUGCCCUCUCAUUCACCAGAGCUUUUGGAAAAAAUUUACAAGGGCAGACCUCUGAUGUUUUCGCUGCAGCCAACAGCCUGACCGCUGUUUUGCACACUUUGAAUGAAGUAAUGGAAAAUAUUGAAGUCUACCAUGAAUUUUGGUUUGAGGAAGCUACAAACCUGGCUACCAAGCUUGACAUCUCGAUUAAACUCCCUGGCCGGUUCCGUCGAAUGCAGCAUGCCAACUUACAGCCAGAUCUAACACCUGAAAGCUUUUAUAAAGAGGCUCUCAGUAUUCCAACUAUUCAGCACAUCAUUCAAGGACUGAAAGAUAUUUUCUCAGAACAGCAUUUAAAAGCUCUCAAAUGCUUGUCCCUCGUCCCAUCUGUGAUGGGCCAAUUAAAGUUCAGCACCAGCGAAGAACACAAUACAGACAUAUACAAAGGUGACCUCCCCAAUCCAGACACGCUGUCUGCAGAACUGCAUUGCUGGCGUGUAAAAUGGAAACACCGAGGCAAAGACGUGGAGCUUCCGUCAAACAUCUACGAGUCGAUCCGGUUGUCUGAUAUUAAAUUCUUCCCCAAUGUUUAUGCUCUUCUUAAAGUUUUAUGUCUUCUCCCUGUGAUAAAAAUCGUAGAGGACAAAUAUGAAAUAGGUCGAAGGCGUUUAAAAGCUUACUUAGAAAAUACAUCCACCAAACAGAGGUCGAGCCACCUGGCUUUGUUAAACAUUAACUUCGAUGCAAAGCAUGAUCUGGACUUUAUGGUGGAUACGUUCAUUCCGGUAUAUGCGGAAAAGACUGGAACGGAGGAGGCUGCUGAUAGAUCAGAGAUGCCCAAAGAGUAAUUUCUCUCUCAAAUUUGGAUAUUUGUCCAAUACACAGUUUAAUUUAAACAAACCUAUAUAUUUUAUAAUUUUUCUUCAAUCACGCAUAAAACUGCUACAGUUCUUGCUACACAAAAUUGAACACGAUGGCACUUUCCAUUCAAUGUAUUUGUACCUAUACAUUCUGCUAGAGAACGUGCCGCAAAAUGUGUAGAGAAUGUACACUUUUAGAUGAAUAUUUUUGAAUCUCUGCUGGGAUACUUACAUUAUGGAAUACUAACUUAAAUAUUUACCAGACAAUGACAUCGUCAUCUAUGCAUUUUGUUGAUAGCUUGUUCACAUUGAGACAGUUGGAUAUCUCUAGUUAUAGAUUUGUACAAUGCACACGUGUUCACUUGCAUGUUAUGGUUUUUGAGAGAGGUAGGAGGGGGCGGUUAGAGGGAGUCAUGGCACUGUAAAUAAAUGUAUACUAAAUAAAUUUGAUUCAUGCACUCAAAUCUGCCAUGCAUGUGUUUAGAGAUGAUUGCCCCAUGAAUAUGGUAUAUUUUACUUUAUUCUAUGGGGAAAAAAAAAAUCUUUACUACAUGAUGUAAUGUAAACCCUUUUUUUUGUUGUUAUAAAUGUAUUUCUUACAGGAACAGAUUUAAGUUUCUUUGUUAAAUGGGAAGUCAUACAAUGUACAGGUUAAUUUCUUGUUUGUAUUUUUAUA
This is a messenger RNA of Pelobates cultripes (western spadefoot toad), 2789 nucleotides long. Lineage: Eukaryota; Metazoa; Chordata; Amphibia; Anura; Pelobatidae. The record is from the annotation of a GenBank genome assembly.